CCCUCGCUCCUCUCCUUCCCCUCGCUCUAAUGGCGGAAGCCCUCCUCAGGCGAGAGAUCGAAGAGAUCAAAACCCUAGCCGAUCGAUCCAUGGCUUACGCCGCCCUCCUCCACCUCCAGCACUGCUCCGCCGACGAUCCCUCCUCAAUGGAAGCCCUCUCCCUCUGCUCCCCUUCUCUCAUCCCUCUCCUCCUCUCCGACAUUCACCGCCAAGACGAAGAGAUUGCCUCCCAGGCUUUGAAGUGCCUCGGAUUCAUGCUGUAUCAUCCGUCAUUGGUUCCUACUUUUUCAGAGGGAGUUGCUCGUGUGGUUCUGGAGUCACUGGUAAAGCUAAUAAAGACCACUCGGAUGAAGGCUGUUUGCAACUUGGGGGCCUGGUGCAUCUCCGUUCAGCAAUUAGGUGCUGCCUUUGUGGAGUUCAGCAUAGACUCGUUACUGAGUGCUGUUGUCCAUGCCCUUGACAAUUCAUUUGGUUCUUUGUCCACCACAUUUGAGGCAAUGCAGGCUGUGAUGAAACUGGCUACUCAGCUUGGUGGACAUAUGAGAGACAUGACCAACAUUUGGGUUCCACCAGUAUAUAGAAGACUUAUUAGCACUGAUAAGAGGGAGAGGAAUAUGGCAGAGAGAUGCCUCUUGAAGACUAAAUCUAUCAUAUGCCCCCCUCCACUGCUUCUUUCUAAGGCAGUUAUAUUAGACCUUAAGCAAAAAUUGAUUCCAAGUAUGAUGGAUGGCAUCCAUGAUCAUCGGCGGAAGGUUCACAUGAUCCAAGCAUGGGGAUGGUAUAUCCGCUUGCUUGGUUCUGAUGCACUGAGUGAUAGACAUCUGGUCAAUAAAAUGUUGAAAAUCCCUGAGCAAACAUUUAGUGAUCCUGAUCCACAAAUCCAGAUUGCAUCAUUGGUUGCCUGGGAAUGUUUGGUUGAUGCACUCCUUCCACUUCAAACAAUUGAUCUUUUGAUGAAGACACCUCAAGAUGUGAUUCAACGAACUGGACCUACACCAUCUACUGCUUCCUGGAGACUCUGUGAUGAUAAAAUUAACUGUUUAUUAAAAAGAAUUAAAGUCAUGAUGAUGCCCUUACGAGGAAUCAUAUCAAGUAAAUGUGACAUAUCUGUUCAUUCAUGUUGCCUGAGCACAUGGCACUAUCUUCUCCAUAAAAUCGAUCUUGUAAUUAACCAUCCUUCAGUUAUACAAGCCACCCUUUGGCCAAUUCUUAAAGCAGUAUUUUCCAGGGGACCUGAUCACCAAAGCAUUGGUUUAUGGACCUCAUGUGUUGAUCUGCUUGAUGAGUUUGUCUUGUCAAAAGUAAAAGUUGGAGAAAUGGCCAUGACUGCGGAGGAGCAUUCAGAUAAUCUGGUAAAUAAAUGUACUCUAGCCGGAUCAUCCAUAAACUGUAAAACCUCAUGGAAGGACUUUCCAGUUAAAUGGUUACUUUGGGAUAUUUGUAACUUAGACCUCCUCCUAGAGAUGAUUGGCACAAUUGUCAGUCCAAAACUAAUGGAGACUGUGACAUCUGAAAAUAGAAUUCCGGCUUUCAAUGCUGCCUUAAAGAUCUUCAGAUCAGUAUUGCAGGGUGUUCAACUUGAACUUAAGAGGCUGUCCGCUCAGUAUGAUUGGAUCCAAAUCUGUCUUAAAACUAUUUUUAAGUUCACAAAGGAGGUGUGUGAAAAUAUAAAUUUAGAAGAAAAUGCUAACCAAUUGUUAUGGACAGGUCUGGAGUUUGUAAAGGUUAUCAGGGAAGAGCUAGAAACUUCUAUCCUGGCAUCCCCACUUUAUCGGGUCAGUUUAGAUCUCAAGUACAUCCAUGAUUUGCAAUGCUCUGAAACUAUUGAUUAUCCAAAUGUAUCAAGUCUUGGAGUGGGAUCUCUUGCUUACAUGGAUAUGAUUUCUCCAAUUGAUUACACAACCAUAUUGUAUCUCUCUGUGAUUGCUCAGUUGGUCCUAGAAAAGUCAGAUAUGGAUGGUAUUAUACUUGCAAUGGAACACUCAAAUAUUUUAUUCUGUACAGUAAAUCCCCUAAUCAAUUUGCACGCCAUUGUCUUCUUUCUGUACAUGCACCUAGGAAAGCCUGUGCAUGGUAGGUUAUCAUGGUUGCCAGUAUGGAAAUUCAUUGCAAAGGGCCUGAAGGAGCAUGUUGAUGGGGUUAAUGAUCUUUCUCACUUGACAACUGAUGGUGCCAUUGCUACUUAUGAUGCAGUUCAUUGGUUCUUGUCUUACCCCUUUCUCAUUCUUCUCUUUCCUGAGAAGGUUUUCACCUCUGGAAGUAAUGGUAAACCCUCAGAGAAAUGGCUGAUUUCUUUAGAGAGUGAACUUGAGUUGGAACCUGUGAUUGAAGCAUGGAAGUCACUUUUUGAUUCUUACAGUCACGCCUCUCAGAUUUUGACUUGUUCCAUGAACAAUUUUACAGAAGGUCUAUGUGAACUUUUGGCAAGAGUGCACGAUGAGAACAUCGGUAUAUUGCAGGACAGUAUUGAGUCCUUGAAGUCAAAACCUCAGAAAAGUGUUACCGUUUCUGUAUAUGGUGAAGUAGUCAUACAUAUGUUGAAUCAUAUCCAGGUUUUGGAUGUUGCAAUUUCAGAGUCAAAAGUAUCCAACAAAGGCUCUGAUAAUAUUUCGCCAAAAAACAAAGGCUCUGAUAAUUGUAGGCAAUGCAGCUCCAUCAAGAAUAGCUUGGGGCUUGCUGCCAGAUUUUUGGGCUUAUCGCUAACAUUUAUGAAAAAAAAUUCACUAGUGGAGCACGAAGUUAUUAGUAGGGUUUUCACAACCAUGGCUAGUUUUGUAGGUCAUCUUGUGUUGAAGCAAGAUAUUCUUUCAUUCUUGGAGAUAACCUCUGAACCAUUGGCUCAAUGGCCGUCUUUUUGUGCUCUCAUAUGUGGCAAGAUGCACCAAGGAAACACUAUUUGUCAACUUCAGCGCUUCUGGGCGCAGACUCUAGCUUGCUUGCAGAGAAGUCAACCAUCAAUUGUUUUUGAUUCAUUAUUCCUUAAAGACCAAGUAUCUCUCCUCCAGACAGCUCUUGAUCACCCACACCCGCCUAUUUCAGGCUGUAGCAUUGCAUUUUGGAAUGCCACAUAUGGUCAGAAAGGAUACAUGGAAUACCCUCGUUGUUUGCUCCCAGUGUUAAACAAAUUGUCAAGAAGUGGAAGAAUAAAUCUUCCAAAGAACAGCCCGGUUAUUUUUGCUAAAAAUGGCUGUCCGCUUAAAGAACCUAGAGAUGCAUCACAGAGAUACGGAGAGCUCAUGCUGCAGAAGAGGAACCCUGAACUAGAUAACACAGAGGAUCCGGAGAAUGAUAAUGGAUACAUUGACAUUGUAACUAAGGGUUUAAGAAUAAAAAGGCUGAAAAUGUCUAAGCACCAAAAGAAGCCAGGAGGACAUCAAGAAAGAGUUCAGGGUAUUCAUGUUCCUGGCCCUGAGGUGGAUGUGGGUUUUUGUCAGAUGUCUAAGCAUCCACAGGGAAAAAAAGAGCUUAGAAAGCCAGAGCACAUCUUAGAAAUGCUUAAAAGGGCAAGCUUCCUGUGAAAGGGCAUUCCAUUAUGCUCAGAUCAAAUUCAGUGGUUCACCGUCCUCGGCUUUCAAAAAACACCCCAUAUGCCUGCAGGCCUCCAAAGCAGUGGGUUGUUGGAUGCUUUUCUUUCAAGCUGAAGACACAUGAUGCAGGUGAUUGCAAGGAAUAUUUAUUCUCAAUGUUUUUGUAGGAAAGAUUAAGUGAGGAUCUUAUGAGAAGCAUUCUUUCAGAAAAUUUUGCAGCAAUAUUUAUAACACUUAUGGUACAAAAGAAUAUUAGUCUGAAUCUCUGAAUUACACACAUUGAUAGGGAUUGUGUUAUUUUUGCAGUAUAGUUAAAUUUAUGUUGAUCUGCUGCCGUGAAUAGUCUUUUUUUUUUCCAAAGAGAGAGUUCGUAAGUUUUAAAAGAAUGCACUUGCAAAUGGCGAUACUUUUAGUUGUAUAGUUAACAUUGA
Messenger RNA from Phoenix dactylifera (date palm), 3958 nucleotides. RefSeq lists its product as uncharacterized. Gene Ontology annotation, biological process: telomere maintenance. Gene Ontology annotation, cellular component: nucleus. The record is from RefSeq and is a predicted model, not a curated record. NCBI's taxonomy places the organism in Eukaryota, Viridiplantae, Streptophyta, Magnoliopsida, Arecales, Arecaceae.